CUGGGAGCCGCCGUUCUUGACGCGUGGGACCGAGUAACGGCGACGGAGGAGGCGGCAGCGGGAGCUGGGGAGGGACACGUUAUACAAUGGAUGCAGCAGAUAAAGGUGGUGCCCUGAAUGGGGAAGAAACGCUCUCAACCCCCUCAGAGUCUAGGCCUCGGCCUGAACCUGAACGUGGGCCUUGUCCUGGCGAGGAGAUUUGGGAUCGUACUCGAUAUGGACGCUCGUCCAAGAAGCGAGAGGAAACAUCACCAUCAACUGCUGAAAAGUUGGAUCCUAUCUCACCAACAAAGAAACGGGACCAAAUGUCACCCAAGAGGCGGGAGCAGGUAGAAAAAUCACCGCGGAAAAGUAAGACCCAUCGAAAGGGUGGACACAGACACGCACACUUCCUCCAUGGCCCGUCUCCUGAUACACACUUUGGACCUAAAGCCUCUAUUCUGCAGAACUCCACCAGCAUUAUGCAUAUUCAGGAUCCAACUAGUCAAAGGCUGACUUGGGACAAGCCACCGACAAAUGUACUGGUCAUCAAAAAAGUCAAGGAUGAAGCACUUUUGGAGCCAUUCAAAGAAUUAUGUACCUUCCUCAUUGAGGAGAAGCACUUGGUAGUGUUUGUUGAGAAGAAGGUGGUAGAUGACGCAGCACUCGCUAAAGAUACAAACUUUGAACCCAUCAGGCAGCAGCUCAGCCCUUUUCGAGAAGGUUACGACGAGUUGUCUGGCUGCAUAGACCUAAUCAUUUGUCUGGGUGGUGACGGCACACUGCUAUAUGCCUCCUCGCUCUUCCAGACCAGCGUCCCUCCUGUCAUGGCAUUUCACCUUGGCUCACUUGGAUUUCUCACACCUUUCAAAUUUGAGUCUUACAGAACAGAAGUGACUAAUGUGAUUGAAGGAGAUGCCAGGAUAAUUCUGAGGAGUCGCCUGAAGGUGAAGGUGGUUAAGGAAUUAAAAACAGCAGAAGUGGAGAGGCAGUACCAGAUGCAGGAUAACGGACUGGUCCCACAGAGUCAUAUUGACAACGAGGCAGGAAAAGUCUUCAUGCAAGUACUACAUGUGCUGAAUGAGGUGGUGGUGGAUCGAGGCCCCUCCUCAUAUCUCUCGAAUGUGGACUUGUACCUGGAUGGGAGACUCAUUACGUCUGUGCAGGGAGAUGGUGUCAUUGUGUCCACUCCGACUGGUAGUACAGCGUACGCUGCAGCAGCAGGAGCUUCUAUGAUGCACCCAAAUGUCCCAGCCAUCAUGAUCACGCCUAUCUGCCCUCAUUCGCUCUCAUUCCGGCCUAUUGUAGUUCCGGCAGGAAUGGAACUAAAGAUAAUGUUGUCACCUGAUACCAGGAAUGCAGCAUGGGUCUCGUUUGAUGGCAGGAGGAGACAGGAAAUUCAACAUACUGACAGCAUAACAGUAACAACGUCAUGCUACCCGGUGCCAUCUAUCUGCUGCUAUGACCUUGUGUAUGAUUGGUUUGAGAGCCUGGCCGAGUGCCUGCACUGGAAUGUGCGCAAAAAGCAGUCGCGCUUUGAAGAAAUCACGGAUUCUUCAGACACUGAGUGUUAGUCCACAAUGGGUGCAUACCUUUCCCAAACUCCCACUCCUCACGUAGCAAAACAUAACACUUUGUUCUAAGCUUAUUGGAUCCUUAUCCAUCCUGUUUGUAUUGUUAAAUGAAAGACAGUAUCCUGUACCUGAUUGUAGAGUAUAUUAACAUUCCAUCGGGUAUGACCUUUCUGCCUCCCUCUGCCCCACCCAUACCUCAAUUGUCCUGGAGUAUUCAUUGGGCUUGGAGUCAAAGUUGGGGAAGAGUAACGAAGAUGCACCAACUCGCUUCAGAAUGGGCUUGAAUUCAUGUUGCUAUUUUUAUUCUUUUAGGGUGCGUUUAUUGGUAACUAUCAGUUAUCAAGUUUGUACAGUGAAAUGUGUCCUUACAGCAAUUAAUUAAUUUACUUGCUGCAGAUGUGCUGUUAAAAAAAAAAUGGCUCACAAGGUGUCUUUGCCUUAAUGCCCGGGGUGUCCCUGUUGUGCACCCUGCUGAUUGAGCUCAGCAUUUGGGAAGCUCAUUAAUAUUGACCUUGCUGAGAGAGAAGCAGAAUAUGCCCCACUUUGCCUUUGUUCACUGGUGCUCAUGGGAAGCUCAGGCUUUGAUGAAGAUGGAAAAAGUUGAGAUGACAAAUGUGAAAAUGGGUCAUUUUUAAGAAAAGCACCUUUCCAAGAUGGUCAAUUUUAGUUGCUGCCUUAAGUUAAUGUUAUAUUGAUAACUUACUACAAAGAUAACUGUGUCCAGAUGCCCUGCUGAAAAUAGAAAAUACUUGAAUUUUAUAUUGUACAUUAUCACAUUACCAUGAAAGUAACUCAUCAUUUAGAGUAGCAUUUGCAGCAUUUUGCUCUUAUCAUUGUCAGAGUAAAUAUUGUACAAAAAUUUAGUGAAAAUACACCAGCCUUUUAGUUCCGAAUUUAUAGUAUUUUUUUGCCUAGCCAUGUUGCAUGUAAAGGAGCUGAUUGGUACAAUAUAGUAACUUGAGUGUCUUUUUAAAAAAAAUCAACACUUGGGUGAAUUUACAACGAACGUUUUGCAUUUGAACCACGGUGAGCUCAGCAGUUGUCUGAUUCACAGCUGUUUUAUUCAGGCUGGUUUGAUUACUCAAAGUGCUGUUGGAAUGGAAUGACACUGGGCUGCAAUAUUUUGUUCCUUUUGGUUGUGUAGUGGAUCAGCACACAAGAAUUAUUCACUGGCAUCCAAACUGAAUUCCAGCCCAAACUGCUGAGGUACAGGUAUCUUCACUGUGACCUGAGAGGGUUACAUCUGAACUGAGUUUGGGUUAGUUCUGUUUGUCCACAACUUAAAACAAGACAAAUUAUCAGUGUCUGGUGUAGCUCUGCUAAGGCCAAAUUAGUGCAGGAAGUAGUGGUGUUCAGAGAAUGUAGAUGAGGCUGGAGGCAGACCCCUAUAUUGUAACUGUCAUGUUUGUGUUUUACCCUGAAUCUGACAAAAGCUGUACCUGAACCUGAUUACUGAUACUGAUAGUAAGUGAUGGAAGUUCAUUAUUUGCAUUCAAAACAACACUGCCCCAUGAAAUUGAGGGAUAAUUAAAGUGAUGUCCAGAUGGAAUUAGUUUUAUUGUUUUGUUUGUUUGAUUAAAUUUAAAUACUAUUUCCAUGUUAGCGUGAUUAAAUUUAAAUAUUUCCAUGUUAGAGUAUCAAACAAUAUAAAUACUUUAUAUUUUCGUAGUGGAUAAAGGGACAUUACAGUGGGGAAGAUUUUGAACUUAUUGCAGACAUACUUGUGACAGAGCCACAGAACAGGUAACAUUUUCAGUUAAAGUAUACAAACUUACCUAAACCAUUUUCAAUAAAGCAUUUUAAAUAAAUCUUUCUCUAUUUUCUUUGUCAGAUUGGGAAAAAAAGUAACUGGAGCUAACUUUAACAUAUGGGUUGGUAAUUGGUUGGGGACUAAAUAGUGGCAGAAGUAAAGGGUUUAUUCUGAGUAGUUGAAUGUGAAAAUGGCCCCAGGGGUCUAUACUGGGGCUUGGGUUUUUCAUUCUAUUAGACUUGAAUGAAGCAAUAGAAAGUUGUAUAUAGAGAUUUGCAGAUUACAUUGAGGCACAGUAAAGUUCCUUGAUUGAUCCUAUCUGGAAGACUGUUAAGUAUUUGGACAAUGAAACUCAAAGAAUAUACUGACCUUUGAAAGGGGUACAGUCUGGACUCAUGAAAGUACCAGGACUUAAAGCCAAGUUUAUGUCAUAUCUGUAUAAUUUAAUACUUUAUUAUUUUUGACAGGUGAUUUAACAAUGGUGUUUUAAGGGAUUCAAUUAGAUUUAUACAGAGAAACUACUUUCCCUGAUGCUGUAACCAAGGCUAAGGCUUCAGUCUUAAAAUAAAAGCUGUGUUAUGAG
Molecule: messenger RNA, 3886 nt
Organism: Carcharodon carcharias (great white shark)
Lineage: Eukaryota; Metazoa; Chordata; Chondrichthyes; Lamniformes; Lamnidae
Gene: nadkb
Product: NAD kinase b
Exons: 12
Coding region: 87-1553 (488 amino acids)
Biological process (GO): NAD+ metabolic process; NADP+ biosynthetic process
Molecular function (GO): NAD+ kinase activity
Source: RefSeq, a predicted model, not a curated record